Messenger RNA from Hevea brasiliensis (rubber tree), 1987 nucleotides. Its product is annotated as monogalactosyldiacylglycerol synthase, chloroplastic. Gene Ontology annotation, biological process: glycolipid biosynthetic process. The record is from RefSeq and is a predicted model, not a curated record. Gene Ontology annotation, molecular function: hexosyltransferase activity. The transcript is spliced from 8 exons. Lineage: Eukaryota; Viridiplantae; Streptophyta; Magnoliopsida; Malpighiales; Euphorbiaceae. The coding region runs from base 173 to 1759 and encodes 528 amino acids.
AUCAUUUGUAUUCUAGCCUCUCUCGCUCUCUCUCUCUCUCUCAAUGUCCAAUUUUUUACUUUCUGUUUACUUCUUGCUGUAUAGCUAAAAUCCAUUUGUUUUCGCCUGAUAAAUAACCAGAAUGGUUUGAUUAGUGAUCCCUAAGCACCUUAUCUAUUACAUCACUCUCACCAUGCGUCAAGCUUCCACGGUAACCCAGGAGUCCGGUCCCGUUUUUGAUUUUGCAGGCCAAUUGGGUCGUUUUGCCUUUAACACAGCUUUUCAGAGCAAAAAUUCAAAUGGGUACUCUUCGUUUAAGUCAAAUUAUUUGUUUUUCGAUUGUUCAGUUGGGCAAACAAAGCGCAAAGUGGCUGCUUCUUUGAGCUUCGGUAGUCGGGGAACUUCGAGUGUUAAAAGGAUUUGGAGUGAGUUCGAUAGGGUCAUUAGAUUUCACUGUCAGAGAAUCCCAAUUGGGUUUGCUUCCGUUGGCGUUGAUUCUGGAGAUAGUAACGGUGAUAAUAGCAGUGGUUUGAGAGAUGAUGGAUGUGGUGUUUUGGUAGAAGGGGGCUUACCUUUGAACGGUGCAGAGGCCGAGAGCCCCAAAAAGGUUCUCAUUUUGAUGAGUGACACCGGGGGUGGCCAUCGAGCCUCUGCAGAGGCUAUCAAGGCAGCGUUUAAUGAAGAAUUUGGUGACGACUAUCAGGUGUUCAUUACUGAUUUAUGGUCAGAGCAUACACCUUGGCCAUUUAAUCAAUUGCCUAGGAGCUAUAAUUUCCUGGUGAAACAUGGGCCAUUGUGGAAGAUGACAUAUUAUGGGUCUGCGCCUCGUGUGAUCCACCAAUCGAAUUUUGCUGCGACUUCUACUUUUAUAGCCCGUGAGGUGGCAAAAGGACUGAUGAAAUACCAGCCUGAUGUUAUUAUCAGUGUACAUCCACUUAUGCAACACGUUCCUCUUCGUAUAUUGAGGGCAAAGGGUCUUUUGCAGAAGAUAGUGUUCACAACAGUAGUCACAGAUUUAAGCACUUGUCAUCCUACAUGGUUUCAUAAGCUUGUCACAAGAUGCUAUUGCCCAACAACAGAUGUGGCAAAGAGGGCAUUAAAAGCUGGGCUUCAGCCUUCCCAAAUUAAGGUUUAUGGCCUUCCAGUGCGGCCUUCAUUUGUUAAGCCUGUUCGACCAAAGCAUGAACUAAGGCGAGAACUAGGAAUGGAUGAAGAUCUUCCAGCUGUGCUAUUAAUGGGAGGAGGGGAGGGGAUGGGUCCCAUUGAGGCAACUGCACGGGCACUUGGGGAUUCUUUAUAUGAUGAGAAUCUUGGUGAGCCAAUAGGUCAGGUUCUGGUGAUAUGUGGCCGCAACAAAAAGUUGGCCAACAGAUUGCUUUCGAUUGAUUGGAAGAUUCCUGUCCAGGUGAAGGGGUUUGUCACUAAAAUGGAGGAAUGUAUGGGUGCUUGUGACUGCAUUAUAACAAAGGCUGGCCCUGGGACAAUUGCAGAAGCAAUGAUACGAGGUCUCCCUAUAAUCUUGAAUGAUUACAUUGCUGGCCAAGAAGUAGGGAACGUGCCUUAUGUGGUGGAAAAUGGAUGUGGGAAAUUUUCUAAGUCACCAAAAGAAAUUGCAAGCAUUGUUGGUCAGUGGUUUGGUCCAAAAGCAGAUGAGCUUAAGGCCAUGUCACAAAAUGCCUUGAAGCUAGCAAGACCAGAAGCUGUGUUCAAGAUUGUUCAUGAUCUUGAUGAGCUGGUUAGACAGAGAAAUUUAGUGCCCCAGUAUUCCUGUACCCCUUAGCGCUCUCUCUCUCUCUCUCAGAGCAAUCAAUUUUGAUAGGAGCUCAAUUACCAUGUAUAGUGCGCUUAUUAGGUGAUGGGUAUUCUAUUGUGAAAAAAAGGAAAGCUUUCAUUAUUAGAACAGAAACAAAAACAUUGCUUAUGAUUCAAUCUUAUCAUUCGUCUUUUGAGCCUAUUUAUAAUUAUGCCUCAAUGGGCAAAAUAAACUUGUUUAACUCUGUGAAUUCAA